AUGGGUAAAGUGAAACAGGAACCUGUGGAACAGGAAGAACAAGGCGAUAUUAGCAUAAAAACGGAACCUCAAACUUAUGAUGACAAAGUUGAGCAUUGCAGUGUUAUUGCUAAGCCUAUGGCACCGAAGAAACUUAGUAAAAAGAUAUACAAACUAAUCAAAAAAUCCAGUGGUCAUAAAAAUUAUAUAAGGAAUGGCCUGAAGAUUGUUCAGAAACAGUUACGUUUAGGAGAAAAAGGGAUUGUUGUAUUUGCUGGUGACAUAUCUCCAAUAGAAAUUAUGUGCCAUUUACCUGCUGUUUGUGAAGAGAAAGAUGUUCCAUACUGUUACACACCUAGUCGUAAAGAUAUUGGUUCAGCUAUGGGCACUAUGAGAGGAUGCAUUAUGGUACUGGUUAAAGAACAUGAAGACUACAAAGACUUGUAUGAUGAAGUUAAAAGUGAAAUCAAACUGCUUGGUCAUCCUUUA
Brenthis ino (lesser marbled fritillary) is the source of this 468-nucleotide messenger RNA. The record is from the annotation of a GenBank genome assembly. Lineage: Eukaryota; Metazoa; Arthropoda; Insecta; Lepidoptera; Nymphalidae.